Solea senegalensis (Senegalese sole) is the source of this 1516-nucleotide messenger RNA. Its product is annotated as dehydrogenase/reductase SDR family member 7C-B-like. Gene Ontology annotation, biological process: regulation of release of sequestered calcium ion into cytosol by sarcoplasmic reticulum. The transcript is spliced from 7 exons. Gene Ontology annotation, cellular component: sarcoplasmic reticulum membrane. Lineage: Eukaryota; Metazoa; Chordata; Actinopteri; Pleuronectiformes; Soleidae. Gene Ontology annotation, molecular function: all-trans-retinol dehydrogenase (NAD+) activity. Bases 189 to 1139 code for a protein of 316 amino acids. The record is from RefSeq and is a predicted model, not a curated record.
CAGUUCCAACUCCAGUUCCAGCUCCAGCUCCUGCACAGUUCCAGCUCCAGCUCCAGCUAAGUUCCAAAUCCAGUUCCAACUCCCGUUCCAGCUCCAGUUCCAGUUGAAGUUCAGUUCCAGUUCCAGUUGCUCAGCAGAGGAAUUAAAAUCGAGCAGCUGAGACGUGUCGAGCUCAUAUCCUCCAUGAGAUGGACCCAACAUGGACGACCACUGUCCUCCUGGUGCCCUGUGUUGUCGUGCUGACAGCUGGAUUUUUUUACCUGUACAGUUUCAUUGUUGGGCUUUUGACCAAAACAUCAGUACGCAAUAAGGUGGUGGUGAUAACGGACGCUUUAUCUGGGCUCGGAAAAGAAUGUGCAGGUGUUUUUCACAAAGGAGGAGCGAGGUUGAUCCUCUGCGGGAAAACCUGGGAGAAACUUGAAGAACUUGCUGAUGAUUUGGUGAACGCCUCAGACCCCACUGUAACGUUUCAUCCAAAGCUGGUGCUGGUGGAUUUCAGUGACAUGGACAGUAUGCCCGACGUGAUCGCAGAGAUCCUGGACUGUUACGGCUGCCUGGACGUCCUCAUCCUCAACAGCAGCAUGAAGGUCAAAGCACCAGCGCAGAGUCUGUCUCUGGAGAUGGACAAGCUACUGAUGGACAACAAUUACUUUGGACCAGUCACACUUGCUAAAGGUGUGCUGCCGUCCAUGAUCUCCAGAAGAACUGGUCAUCUGCUCCUGGUCAACAGCAUCCAAGGGAAAAUCGCUGUUCCUUUUCGAACAACAUACGCUGCCUCCAAACAUGCAGUCCAGGCCUUCUUCGACUGCCUGAGAGCAGAGGUGGAGGAGUACGGCAUCUCCAUCAGCACCAUUAACCACACCUUCAUCAGCCGCUCAGCGUCCGAAAACACAGGCGCAGCCUCCUCCAAAUCCCUCUGGUCACUGUUGUACACCAGGAAACCACUUGGCGUCUCUCCAGAUGAGGCCGCCACUGAGAUCGUCAAGACUUUAAGUAACAAGAGGAAGGAGGUGGUUAUUGCUCCCUCCCUCCCCAAGGUGGCAGUCUAUAUCAGGUCCUUCUUCCCAGAGAUUUUCUUUGCCGUGAUGGCUGCAGGAGUGAACAACGCCGCCGCCGCCGAACACUCGGAGAAGAUGUAGAAUACGUUAGCUGAAGAAAAAGAAUUUCAAUUAAUCAAUUAUUUCUUUUUUACUUUUUUGUCAGAAGUUACAUUUGGAGAAUAUUAGGUGACCUCAGCAUGCACAUGGCCACAUUGUAAUUUAAACAUAUUAAUCUAAUGAUAUUUACAGUAUAAUGCAGCUCAUCCCCAGUAAAAAAAAGAAUACUUCUUUAGUAAAUAUAAUAACUUGUGGAAUAUGUUGUAAAAAACACAUUUACACAUUUAGUGUUAUUCUUGUUUAGCUUUAACUCAUUUCAUUUAGUGUUGUACAUUUUGGAUUUGUUUUAAAGUUGGACAUAUUGAUGUAUGUUCUGCUUACUGUACAUAUAUUUAACAUUAAAUCUUGUUUAAAAAUGA